AGAGAGAUGACCGGAAUGGUGAUGCUAACUAGAGGAGCCGGCUGCGGAGGCGGUGGCGGUGGUGGUGGUGGUGGCGGUGGAGGAACAAAAGGAAGUGCUAGUGAAGAAGAACAAAAUCAGUUGUCAUUAGUAGCGUUAUUGUUAGCAGCUCUAAGGAAAUCAAUGGUGGCUUGUCGUGUGGAUCAACGAGAUGAUCAGAACUCAGGAGUAACAGCUCUACAGCAGAUGGAAAUCGGAUGGCCGACUAAUGUUCAGCAUUUGACUCAUGUUACUUUCGAUCGAUUCCAUGGAUUUUUAGGACUUCCUGUUGAAUUCGAAGUUGAAAUCCCCUGUCGUGUUCCUAGUGCCAGUGUUAGCGUGUUUGGUGUCUCUGCUGAAUCGAUGCAGUGCUCUUAUGAUUCAAGAGGGAACAGUGUCCCUACGAUUCUCUUGCUAAUGCAGGAAAGAUUGUAUGCACAAGGAGGACUAAAGGCAGAAGGAAUUUUUCGUAUAAAUGCGGAAAACAGCAAAGAGGAGGAGGUGAGGGACCAGCUAAACCGCGGCAUGGUACCUGAAGACAUUGAGGUUCAUUGUUUGGCAGGUUUAAUUAAAGCCUGGUUUAGAGAGCUACCCUGUGGUGUGCUUGAUGGGCUUUCUCCUGAAGAAGUAUUGCAGUGCAACACAGAAGAGCAGUGUUCCGAGCUCGUUAAACACCUAAAACCGACUGAGACCGCAUUGCUCAACUGGGCAGUUGAUCUUAUGACUGAUGUUGUUGAGAAAGAAGAAUCCAAUAAAAUGAAUGCCAGAAAUAUUGCCAUGGUUUUUUCCCCAAACAUGACUCAGAUGUCGGACCCACUAACAGCGCUAAUGCACGCGGUACAAGUUAUGAACUUACUCAAGACCCUGAUCACGAAAACACUAAGAGAGCGUGAAGAAUGCGCAACCACGGACGGAGGAUGCUCACCCAUGUCGUACGGGUCCGACAGGCAAUCAGACGACAGUCAAGAAGAAAUGGAAACCAGCUGCGAAUUUACAAGACAACAACCGUCAUCGGAAGAUGAGAACGAGAAUUACGAAGAUGAAGUGGAAUCGCUAAGCGAGAUAGAAGAAAGCUUCUUGAAACAACUAAUAGAGAACGAAAAUGCCAAAGACUGUUUCAAGAAAGAACUGGGAAAUCUGGUAAAGCAGCAACGGACUAGCCCGACUAGUGGAUUUGAUUUCCAAGAGGAGUCGUCGGUUAUGACCGACGGAUACGGAUCGGGUGUGAGUGUGAGUCCUGAGGUUGGGACAGAAGUUGAAAUGGUGAACAAGAUUGUGGAAUGUGUGAAGUGAAUCAGGAUCUGUUUUUUGUUAUUUUGUAAAUUAUUUGGUAGGGAGAUGUAAAAGUGGUUGGUGUGUUUUGGAUUGUGAUGUUUGACUUUUGGUAGAAGUCUGUAUGGUUCAGUUGGGUGCUGAACUUGUUUGGUUUUAACAGCUGAAGAUUUGUAAUUUUGAGUAUUUGACCAUUACCCAGAAGAGGGGAUAAUUAAUUGAGGUACUGCGUGCUGCAGUAGUACGUUUUAUUUUGA
Molecule: messenger RNA, 1547 nt
Organism: Cynara cardunculus var. scolymus (artichoke)
Lineage: Eukaryota; Viridiplantae; Streptophyta; Magnoliopsida; Asterales; Asteraceae
Product: rho GTPase-activating protein 2
Exons: 4
Coding region: 7-1311 (434 amino acids)
Biological process (GO): signal transduction
Molecular function (GO): GTPase activator activity
Source: RefSeq, a predicted model, not a curated record